Hypoxylon trugodes is the source of this 1974-nucleotide messenger RNA. Its product is annotated as P-loop containing nucleoside triphosphate hydrolase protein. NCBI's taxonomy places the organism in Eukaryota, Fungi, Ascomycota, Sordariomycetes, Xylariales, Hypoxylaceae. The transcript is spliced from 4 exons. The coding region runs from base 1 to 1974 and encodes 657 amino acids. The record is from RefSeq and is a predicted model, not a curated record. Gene Ontology annotation, molecular function: ATP hydrolysis activity; ATP binding.
AUGUCUUCAGACGCAGUUGACACGCCGACGCCGCCAGAGGAGGUUAAAGAAGAGCCCCAGAAGGCGAAGGAACCCAAGGAAGCAGUAGAGGAGUCCAAGGAAAUGAAGUGCGAGUUAGCACUUCUAGACAAAAAGUACGAUUCCGACGGUCAUAAGGUAUACAAGAAGCGCAAGGCCAAGGAUGACACCGGUAGCUCGAAAUGGUGGAAGCUCUACGCUCUCACAGAAACACGGCACUUUAGAGAGAACGGCACCUACAAGUGUACCAGGCUGCACGUGAACCCUCAGCCUCUGAAGCAACUGCUUGAAGAUGUCAUUGUCGGAUUCCCAUAUGAUCCCAUUGAUGCUCAGGCUGACGUCGAAUUUGACUUACCUGCGCAUUGCCUCUUCUUCUACCGGAAGGAGCUGGAAGAGGUAGGAACAGAGCGCUUCAAAGAAGACGAGACAUCACUCCAGCACUUGAAGCUUCUUCUUGAUUGGAUUGACAGAGUACACGAGGAUGCUUUCAAGGCAUUUGAGCGUUUCCAAAGCAGCGAACAAAGACCUAUCAGCUACGAAUACCUCUGGACUAUAUUCAAACCGAGCAGUCUUGUCUACAACCGUGUGCUAGGCCAGGCACGCGCGUUCAAGCUUCGUGGCUUUUGGUAUGAAACCGAUAAUGAACCCGGCUUGUCCAUUAGAGUCCAGUUUGUCGAUUACGAUGGCGAGAAAUUUGGCACCCGCAAAGAACUAUUCUGUAUCCCUCAGUAUUCCGGCGUAAUGCGUUGCGAAGAUCUCAACAUUGUGCCCCUUGACUUCCACUCCUCGGCUGCGGACCUCCGCGCGCGAUUGUUGGAAAGAGGCCGUCAAUUCCAGAAGUUGACAGGACACAACUUCAUGCAUUACAAAGGAGUAGCUGUCAAGAAGGAUGGUGCGUCAUAUGUUCGAUACAAUCUGACAGGCCGUGUCGUUAUCGACUGCAAGAAUUAUAAGCGCUUCGAGCCGGGCGAUGAUUUCGAGCUAGAAGACUUGCCCCGCACCGAAGCAGCCAAGCGUCAGCGUGUCAUGCGUAGAUAUAACGACGGCAUUGACAUCGGCGAAGAGGAAAUUUUCGACGAACUCCUCGACGAAGAUCUGAUAAUGACCAAUGCGACGGUCCGUGGUUUCGCGUUCACCAUCAAGAAAUUCUUGGAGUUCUUCGUAGAAAAUCUCUCGGAGACCAAGUGGGAUGAAACUUGCUUCGACCAGUUGGUACUGAAUCCAACCACCAAGAAUACGGUACGGGCUAUGGUAUCCAUGCAUGUGCGCCGGGGCCAGGAUGGUCCUGGGUUUGACGAUAUCGUCGAAGGCAAGGGUAGAGGACUCGUAAUGGUCCUUCACGGUCCACCAGGAGUUGGAAAGACGCUAACUGCUGAGUGCGUCGCUGAAUCCGUGCAAAGGCCGCUCUAUAUGGUGUCGGCAGGCGAUUUAGGAACAAACAGUUACUCAUUGGAGACGGAGUUGGGUCGCAUCAUGGAUGUCACAACUACCUGGGGAGCCGUUUUGCUUAUUGACGAAGCCGACGUCUUUUUGGAACGCCGAAGCUUGCACGACUUGCAACGCAAUGCAAUGGUGACGGUCUUCUUACGAGUCCUUGAGUACUACCGUGGUAUUCUUUUCCUCACGACUAAUCGAGUUGCAACAUUUGACGACGCCUUCACAAGUCGUAUCCACGUCCCCCUCCGCUACACAAACUUGAGCGAAGAGUCGCGCCGAAUUAUCUGGCGUAACUUCUGCAACCGUGUUCCGGGCGGAGUGGAUCUCAACGACAAGGAACUGGCGCUUCUGGCCAAGCCCCAACUCAACGGCCGCCAGAUCAAGAACAUUGUCAAAGCGGCCGAGAGUCUUGCUGCUUUCGAGGGCCGUAAGCUCGAUGUCGCCCAGCUCCAAUCUUUCACACAAGUCCAGGGCGAGUUCGAAAGAGACUGGAUGGGGUACGUUGAUGUUGCCGAAUGA